AUUCAGUGUAGACGUAGCCCGCGUUAAACAAGUGUUACCGUACUUACAAGAACAGUUUUAUUUAACAAAUUUCUUUAUUGAACAAUUUAAAGAAUUAUUUGUUUAUUUAAUAAAAAAUUUUAUAUAAUAUUUUACACAUAAUGGAUAUGGGUAGUGGAAGUAAUAGCACCACUGUGGUGAAAAAAUGUCCAAUGAUUAUGGUGUUUCAUGGUGGUCACUGUGAACGUAUACUUUGGACCACAUGGGUUGCGUCCACAGUUUCUGAAUUUGCUUGGUCUUGUGUGGCUUGGUUCGCAAUUUGCUUCUUAUAUGAAGCCUUAAAAUUUUUACGCGAAUAUUUAAUUAUAAAAACAGCACGUAGGGAGCAAGAACGUAUGGCUGCAGAGCACAGUGGCGAUUCUAGUACUCCUUUAGCAGAAAUCAAUAAUAAAACAUAUUUUGAGCGCAUUUUGUCAUCAACACAUAUUUUACAAACAGCUUUGAAUGGUAUUCAAGUUAUUGUGUCCUAUCUGAUAAUGUUGGUGUUCAUGAACUUCAAUUAUUGGCUUUGUCUAUCCUGUAUUUUGGGUUUGAGUAUUGGAUAUUUUUGCUUCGGUUGGCUUAGACUAGGAUCUAAUAAUAAUUGUUGCAAUUAAUUUUUUUAUCCAAAUUAUA
This is a messenger RNA of Teleopsis dalmanni, 654 nucleotides long. RefSeq names its product high affinity copper uptake protein 1-like. The coding region runs from base 141 to 635 and encodes 164 amino acids. Gene Ontology annotation, cellular component: membrane. The transcript has 2 exons. Gene Ontology annotation, molecular function: copper ion transmembrane transporter activity. The record is from RefSeq and is a predicted model, not a curated record. NCBI's taxonomy places the organism in Eukaryota, Metazoa, Arthropoda, Insecta, Diptera, Diopsidae. Gene Ontology annotation, biological process: copper ion transmembrane transport.